AUGAGCGAUCCCACGCCCGCAUUGAGGUACAUCCAAACACACCUCACCUUCUCCGCAAUACUCUUCCUCCUCUACAUCCAACAACACCUCUUCCAGAAUAUCAUACAGGCUAACUCGAAUCUUGCUGCGCCUAGUAACGCACCCGUCGCCUUCGGCAAAGGGAACCGCAAGGGCCGCCAAAACUCACAAGACUCUUCGUCGAGCGCCGAUCCCAUCGAUAGGCUUGUAGACCCUCAAACACUGGCAAGCGGAGAGGGUGAACUCAUCGGACCGUCUGCUGCCCGGAUCCUGGACCGCAAGAAGAGGGAAGAAGAUGAAGAAAAGGACAAGGACAGUUUGAAUAUCAAGAUUCACCUUGACUUGCAUGCUAAGGUUCGGCUGGAUUUGGAGGCGGAUGUUUAUGGUGAUGUGGUUAUUGGACUUCUGUGA
Penicillium argentinense is the source of this 429-nucleotide messenger RNA. RefSeq lists its product as uncharacterized. The record is from RefSeq and is a predicted model, not a curated record. Lineage: Eukaryota; Fungi; Ascomycota; Eurotiomycetes; Eurotiales; Aspergillaceae. The coding region runs from base 1 to 429 and encodes 142 amino acids. The transcript has a single exon.